CCUUGUGUUCGGGGUUAUUAUCUUGAGAUCCAUGAUGGCAUUAAUCAGUCUGCCAAUGUUCUUGGAAUGUUCUGUGGAGAUCACAAAACCGCUGUAGUGCGAUCCAGAGGACGAUACAUAUGGUUAAGAUUUUUCCCCGCUAGGAGGUUUGGUUUUAGAGCAUACUACAGGGCAAGAUCCUUCAAUCAAACAGCAACACUCACAAUGAAAGAAGUACCCAAGACGCAGUCUAUACUUUUGAACAGAACUUCCAGCCUGUGGUGCCCAGUGGAAGGUGCCCCAGCUCCAUACAUUAUGUGGAGAAAAAAUGGUGUUGUUGUACAAAAUAGCACCAGUAUAAAAUAUCAGCUUCUUGAAACUGCCGAAAAUAAUGCAAAUUACAGCUGUGAGGUACGAAGAGGUGAAAAGAUAUCAUGGAGAGAAAUCAGCCUCAACGUUGAAAAGUGCCCAGGCCCCUGUGAGUGCAGCAUUUUAAAGGGAACAAAUAACAAGCUGCUUCGAGUAAACUGCGAAGGGAAAGAAUUAAUGUCAUUUCCAUGGAAAAUUCCGCUCGCAACAGCAGGCUUAGACUUGAGUAACAACAAGCUGAACUACUUCUCAUCGGAUGUUUUUAGGAGCAAUACCCAUCUGAGGCUGCUGGAGUUGAACAACAACCAGUUGAAGAAUUUACCAUCAGGCAUUUUCAGUAACAAUACCCAGCUGAGAGGGCU
Stylophora pistillata is the source of this 710-nucleotide messenger RNA. RefSeq lists its product as uncharacterized. Gene Ontology annotation, molecular function: protein binding. The record is from RefSeq and is a predicted model, not a curated record. Lineage: Eukaryota; Metazoa; Cnidaria; Anthozoa; Scleractinia; Pocilloporidae.